CAGUCGCGCGUAAUAGACGCAGAUGAAGUCUCCGUGGUAUUAUUAACUGGGUUCGGACCUUUCAGAGAGUACUUGGUCAAUCCUAGUUGGCAGGCAGCUCAGGGUUUGGAGAAGGUUGGACUGGGAGAGAACAUUAAUAUCUACAUUAAAGAGUUUGCCAUACACCUUGGAAUAGCCCCGGGCUCUAGAGGCAUCUCUCUGGAGCAGACAGGCAAGAACCAUGGUUACAGAGAUAGAGAGGUGUGUGCCUUUUGUCCUGUUAAUCAUUGCUGCAUUGAGGGAGGAUCAGAUAGACUAGACUCAAUCAUAGACAUGAGGUCCCUCUCCAAGGACCUCAAACAAAUGGGUCUGGAGGUCAUCUACUCAAGGGACACAGGAAGGUACCUGUGUGAUUUUGUGUAUUACUGCUCUCUGCACCAUGGCCAUGGGAGGGCAGCCUUCAUCCAUGUGCCAGCCUCAGGCAGCCUGGCCACUCCUGAAAGACUGGUACCACUGCUGCAGACUGUCAUUCAGGCCAUGCUCAACCAGCUGGAGGCCCUACAAACAGCCAAAGACCACAUGACAACUGUCUCCAAGACUCCCGAAGACCCAACCAUGGCUACCUCAGGCUUAGUGCACACAGGAGAUCAUCCAUGACUGGUUAGAUCAUCCCACUCGUAUUGUUACUAUUCAUACUGUAACAAUGUGUUGUAAACAGUAAGUCAUUCUGCUAAAUAUACAAGUAUGGAAUAUAGUCACGUAUGUUGAGAUGUGGAUAAUGUAUAACUCAUAAGCAAUCAGUCAUGACAGCAAGUCAUCAUUCUCAUUCACUUUUUUAUUCAAAUUUUAAGAAAAAAAUACAAGAAAUUCUCAUAGAUAUACAUUAAGAGAAUGGCAUGUCAAAAAUACACCAUCUCAACUAUACGUGUGAAAAACCAGGAGGCCUCAGAUACAGAACUU
Molecule: messenger RNA, 939 nt
Organism: Oncorhynchus tshawytscha (Chinook salmon)
Lineage: Eukaryota; Metazoa; Chordata; Actinopteri; Salmoniformes; Salmonidae
Product: pyroglutamyl-peptidase 1-like protein
Exons: 5
Coding region: 313-636 (107 amino acids)
Biological process (GO): proteolysis
Source: RefSeq, a predicted model, not a curated record